Heterostelium album PN500 is the source of this 873-nucleotide messenger RNA. RefSeq names its product ATP-dependent protease subunit HslV. Gene Ontology annotation, molecular function: threonine-type endopeptidase activity. The record is from RefSeq and is a predicted model, not a curated record. Gene Ontology annotation, cellular component: proteasome core complex; HslUV protease complex. Lineage: Eukaryota; Evosea; Eumycetozoa; Acytosteliales; Acytosteliaceae. The transcript has a single exon. The coding region runs from base 1 to 873 and encodes 290 amino acids.
AUGUCGAAAUAUAUAAAUUUAUUAAAGAAAACAGAUGUUAUUAUACCUUCGUUGAGAGAAUCUUCACAGAAUGGUAUAAGAAGUUUUGUAAAUAGUAGUAGUAACAAUAGUAAUACGAUCAAUAUGGUAGGGCAAUUGUCAUCUGAAGUUGGUAGAAUGAAUUACUAUUCUGGUGGUCACUACGGUGGACACCCACAGUUCUAUGCAAACUACCCUGCCGAUCCAAUGCGAAAGAAAGCAACUACCAUUCUCUCGGUGCGUCGUGGUAACAAAGUGGUGAUCAUCGGUGACGGUCAAGUAUCACAGGGACACUCUAUCGUCAAGCCAAACGCAAAGAAGAUAAGAAGAUUGGCAGACGGCAAGAUCGUUGCGGGUUUCGCCGGUUCGGUAGCUGAUGCCUUCACACUGUUUGAGUUGCUCGAGAAGAAGCUCACCGAACACCGUGGACUGCUGCUAAAGUCGUGUGUUGAACUCGCACAGCAGUGGCGUACCGACAAGUACUACCGUCGUCUCGAGGCAAGUCUGAUCGUUGCCGACAAAGACAUAACACUGAACAUCGAUGGUAACGGUGAUGUUCUCGAGCCAAACGAUGGUGUACUUGCAAUCGGUAGCGGUGGUGAGUUUGCUCUUUCCGCAGCGAGAGCACUACUAACCGUACCAGACCUAGAUGCCGAGGAGAUCGCCAGACGUUCAAUGAAGAUCGCCGCCGACAUUUGUAUAUACACAAAUCACAACUUUAUUUUAGAGACAAUCGAAAUCGACCCAUCGAAAUCACCAUCGACAGCUUCAACUCAAUACUCUCAACAAUUAGAUUUAUCACAAGCGCCACCAACCACAAAAGAUGAAAAUAAUAAUAAUAACAAUCAAAAAUAA